Maudiozyma barnettii is the source of this 1395-nucleotide messenger RNA. It is a transcript of the gene MAS2, whose product is annotated as mitochondrial-processing protease subunit alpha. Gene Ontology annotation, cellular component: mitochondrion. Bases 1 to 1395 code for a protein of 464 amino acids. Lineage: Eukaryota; Fungi; Ascomycota; Saccharomycetes; Saccharomycetales; Saccharomycetaceae. The record is from RefSeq and is a predicted model, not a curated record. Gene Ontology annotation, molecular function: metal ion binding; metalloendopeptidase activity. The transcript has a single exon.
AUGAAAAUGCUUAGAGGUCUAUCUACAGUUGCAAAAGCAAAGGGAUUCCAACUCUCUUCUUUAUCGAAUGGUCUUAGAGUGGCUACUUCCAGCGUUCCGGGCCAUUUUAGUGCUUUAGGUCUAUAUAUCAAUGCAGGUUCAAGAUAUGAAAAGAGAAAUUUAAAAGGAUGCACACAUAUCCUAGACAGAUUAGCCUUUAAAUCGACCCAACAUAUCGAUGGUCGUACAACAACCGAAACUUUAGAAUUAUUAGGUGGGAAUUAUCAAUGUACUUCGUCAAGGGAAACAAUGAUGUACCAAGCAUCUGUCUUUAAUAACGAUGUUGAUCAAAUGUUAAGGUUAAUGGCAGAGACUGUGAGGUUUCCUAACAUUUCUCAACAGGAGUUGGAUGAACAGAAAUUGGCUACACAAUAUGAAGUUGAUGAAAUUUGGCUAAAACCGGAUUUAAUCCUACCUGAAUUAUUACACACCACAGCAUUUGCAGGUGAAACAUUAGGUUCACCUUUAUUAUGUCCUAGAGAAUUAAUACCUUCAAUUUCAAAAUAUUAUUUAAAUGAUUAUAGAAAUAAAUUUUAUGUCCCAGAGAAUACCGUUGCUUCAUUUGUUGGUGUCGAUCAUGAUGUUGCUUUAAAAUAUGCAGAGAAACAUCUGGGUGAUUGGGAAUCCACCCAUCCACCAAUAGUUAAGGAGGCAGCUCAUUAUACUGGUGGUGAAACAUCUAUUCCACCUGCUCCUACGUUUGGUAAUCUACCUGAAUUAUACCAUAUUCAAAUUGGAUUUGAGGGACUCCCCAUCGAUCAUCCAGAUAUUUAUAUCUUGGCAACUUUGCAAACUUUGUUAGGUGGUGGUGGAUCCUUUAGUGCUGGUGGCCCAGGUAAAGGUAUGUACUCGAGAUUGUAUACACAUGUGUUGAACCAAUACUACUUCAUCGAGAACUGUGUAGCGUUCAACCAUUCAUAUUCAGAUUCAGGAAUCUUUGGAAUCUCAAUCUCUUGUAUCCCUGAGGCUGCUGCUCAGGCUGUUGAAAUCAUUGCACUACAAUUUAGUAACCUAUUUGCAAAUGAACAAUUGAAAUUGUCCAAUGAAGAAGUCUCAAGAGCCAAGAAUCAAUUGAAAUCCUCUUUGUUGAUGAAUCUAGAGUCUAAAUUAGUAGAAUUAGAAGACAUGGGAAGGCAAAUAUUAUUACACAAUCGUAAAAUCCCUGUAAGUGAGAUGAUCGAGAAGAUAGAAGAAGUGACCCCCCAGGAUAUCGAAAGAGUCGCCAGAACUGUAUUCACAGGUAAUGUCAAGAAUUUGGGACAAGGUACUGGUAAGCCUACCGUCGUCAUGCAAGGUAAUAGAGAAGCAUUUGGUGAUAUCGAAGGUGUAUUUAGACACUACGGUCUCGGAAAAUAA